Messenger RNA from Loa loa (African eye worm), 3483 nucleotides. RefSeq names its product SMC protein Flexible Hinge Domain containing protein. Gene Ontology annotation, cellular component: chromosome. The transcript has 30 exons. Lineage: Eukaryota; Metazoa; Nematoda; Chromadorea; Rhabditida; Onchocercidae. The record is from RefSeq and is a predicted model, not a curated record. Gene Ontology annotation, biological process: mitotic sister chromatid cohesion. Bases 1 to 3483 code for a protein of 1160 amino acids. Gene Ontology annotation, molecular function: ATP binding; ATP hydrolysis activity; cohesin loader activity.
AUGUAUAUCAAAGAGGUUAAUAUAAGCGGAUUUCGUAGUUAUCGCGAAACAACAGUCAAUGACUUCUCACCACGACAUAAUGUUGUUGUUGGGCGAAAUGGUAGUGGGAAGAGUAACUUCUUCUUCGCUAUACAGUUUGUGCUUUCGGAUGAAUUCAGCCAUCUUAAAGCAGAACAAAGACAAGGUUUAAUUCACGAAGGUACGGGAGACCGUGUUACGACAGCCAGCGUCGAAAUUGUUUUCGAUAAUGCCGACCACCGAAUCGUUGCCAUUGAAGCAAAUGAAGUGCGUGUUUUGCGGCGUGUAAGCAUGAAGAAGGACCAAUAUUUUAUCGAUGCAAAAUUGGUUGCGCGUAGUGAUGUUGUGAAUUUGAUGGAAUCAGCAGGCUUCUCUCGUUCGAAUCCAUAUUAUAUCGUAAAACAGGGGAAAAUCAAUGAACUGGCAACAUCACCUGACUCACACCGCUUGAAAUUAUUGCGUGAGGUGGCAGGAACACGAGUUUACGAUGAACGAAAAGACGAAAGUUUAAAAAUAUUGCGGGAAACAAAUGCCAAAAGUGAAAAGAUCGAGACUUUACUUGCAUUCAUUGAGGAACGACUGAAGACUCUAGAGGAAGAGAAAGAAGAUUUGAAGGAGUAUCAAAAGUGGGACAAAAUGAAAAGAUCUAUCGAAUAUAUGAUAUAUGACAACGAGUUAAAGGAAGCUCGAAAGAAGCUAGAUAAGUUGGCUGAGCAACGUGAAGAAAUGAACACCCGACAGAGCAAGGUUACGAAUGACUUACUAAAUGCUCAGAAUCGCGCUUUACAAGCAUCGGCAGAGCAGCGCAAAUUAGAAGCACGUUUUAAAGGAAUGCGAGAAGAAAAGGAGGCGCUUCUAGCUGAACAAACUGAACGUGUGCAACGAAAAACUGAAUUAGAGCUUUUAAUCAAUGACUUACGCGAAGAUGUAGAAAAGGAACGCUUUGGGAGAGAUAAAGCAGAAGAUGUGUUGAACAAGCUUAAAACAGACAUAGCUGCAAAAGAAGAAGAACUCAAUACGAUUGUUCCAAAAUACAAAGCUUUAGUUGAAGAUGCGGCACGAUUAAAUACUGAUAUUCGCAUUGCGGAACAGAGAUGCAAAGAACUGUACGCAAAACAAGGAUACAGGGAUCAGUAUAAGACUGUUGAAGAACGUGAUAAGAUUUUACAAAAGGAAAUUCGAUUCUACGAUCGUCAGCUUCAAGAUAUUCAUGAACAGAUUGCUGGUAUUGAAAAAAGUCUUCAAGAUGAAGAGCAAGAAGAACAGCAGCUUCAUCAGAAAAUUAUGGAAAUUGGAUUAGGAGCCGAAGAAUUUGUUGACAAAUUAACAAAGAUGAAUCAAGAUAUGGCCGAUCUAAGACGUCGGUUAGAUGAAGCGAGUGUUGCUCAGCAGGAGGCAUCAAGAGAAGAAAAAACAUCUCGUGAUAAUUUAGAGGCAGUAAAAAUUGAUGUGCAACAAGCUGAGCAAGAUUUCCGGCGUCUAGUCCCGAAAUCUGUAAUGAAUGGAGUGGAUAGCGUGCGACAUGUGCUGGAUCAUUUUCGUGCCCAGAAUCGGAACGGACAGUAUGACACCGUUCUGAAUGGCUACCGUGGUAUUGUGAUUGAAUUGUUUCGUUGUGAUAAAGCUUACUACCAAGCAGUUGAAGUUACCACUGGUAACCGUUUAUUUUAUCAUGUGGUUGAUGACGACCGUAUUGCAAUGAAAAUCAUGAAGGAGAUAAAUCAACAAAAAUUGUUGGGUGAAAUAAAUUUCUUCCCGCUAAAUCGUUUGAUUGCCAAACCAAGAAGAGAAGUUAAUGACCCAGAAGCAAGACUUUUAAUUGAUGGAAUGGAAUAUGAACCCGUCUACGGUGUUGUUUUUCGUCAUAUUUUUGGGAACGUAGCUGUAGUACGUAGUAUGCUUGCUGGCAAUCGUCUGGCAAAACGUGAAGGGUUCGACUGCGUUACUUUCGAGGGUGACCAAAUGAGUCGGCGUGGCGAAAUGACGGGAGGAUUCCUUGACGUGAAACGAUCUCGUUUGGAACUUUACAGCACCGUCCAAUACAUGCAUGCGCGAAAAAUUGAAUUUGAGGAAGCCCUUGAAAAAGCGAUUCAUGCCAAUAAUGAUAAAGCUUCAAACGUAGAAAAGCUGCGUAUAGAAGUUGAUACUCUGGAACGUGAAGUUUUGUAUCUAAAGGACAAGCAUAGAGCCGCAUCUGAAAAAAAACGUUACUUAUCACAACAGCUGCAGCAAAGUGCAAAGAAUAAAGAACCAAAGAUAGGGCAAUGCUUAUAUCUGAGAAAUCGAAUCCGCGAAAUGGAAGCGACGAAAGAAAGCUUGCAGCGACAACUUGGCACUCCUCUGCUCUCGCAACUUAGCGAUGAAGAGAAAAACAUGCUUGAUCAAUUGCAGAAAAUUCAUGAUAUAUCCGUUGAUGAAAAGCGUAAUCAUCUUCAGUCAGAAAUGGCGGAACUUAAGUCUGUUAAUAAUCGGCUUUCUGAAAUUAUAACACGGCUCUCCGAGUUGGAAGAGCAUUUGGGUGAAUUUGAAGUAAGCGAUGAGAAAUUAACGCGUGAAUUGGAAGAUUGUCAAGAGCAGCAGAAAGAUUUGGAAGCACAAGUCGCUGAUUUUUCGAAGCAAGUCGAUUUAAUUUGCACGAAGCAAUCAGCAAUGCAGACAAAACGAGAAGAAAUUACCAAAAAGAUACGCGAGCUUGGUUCGUUACCAAUGGAUUCGAAGAACUAUGAAAGUUAUUCGCUGAAGCAGUUAGAUAAGAAGCUGAGCGAAGCUUUAGAGCAGUUAAAAAAGUAUGAAAAUGUAAACAAAAAGGCACUUGAUCAGUUUGUGCAAGCAAGCAGCCAAAAGGAGGAUCUCGCUAAACGGAUGGAUGAACAUAGAGCCAAUCAGAAGGCAAUCAGCGAUUUACUCAUCGUUCUCGAUCAGCGCAAAUAUGAAGCUAUUCAGUUGACAUUCAAACAAGUUUCAAAAAACUUUCAUACUGUUUUUGAUAAACUUGUUCCUGGUGGUUAUGGAAGCUUGGUGAUGCGAGUCAGUCAUGAUGAGGACUCACAACCAUCGCAGGAUCAAAGUGACCUACAUCAAAUAGAAACUUUCACAGGCGUUGGGAUACGAGUCUCUUUUACGGGUACAUCUGAGACUCGUGAAAUGCAGCAACUCUCUGGUGGUCAGAAAAGUUUGGUAGCUCUGGCUCUUAUAUUUGCAAUCCAGAAAUGUGAUCCAGCACCCUUUUAUCUUUUUGAUGAAAUUGAUGCAGCGCUAGAUGCGCAACACAGAAAAGCAGUAGCCGAUAUGAUUCAUGAAUUGUCGGAGAAUGCACAGUUCAUCACGACUACUUUCCGACCGGAAUUACUAGACAGUGCAGAGAAGUAUUAUGGUGUUCGGUUCCGCAACAAAGUUUCACACAUCGAUAUUGUUUCGAAAGAACAAGCAUUUGAUUUUGUUGAGGAUGACCAAACACAUGGUUAG